UUGAUAAUUUUGUUUCCAACUGGCCUCGUUGUACAAUUUUUCCGCUUAGCAUUGUAGAAAUGCAUUGAGUUGGAAAACAAAUUUGAAGUCGAGUGAUACAUGAGAUGGGUUUUAUGCUUGGCAUGUGCGAAAUUCUACGCCCACUAAGCACACAAAGUCGCCAACCCGAGCCGAGUUCUGUUUAAACGGCAAUGCGAUAGCAAUAGGAAUGGGCAUAGGCAGAGGGCCUGAAACGCUUCUUAGUCACAGUUCGCUGGCCAUGGUCGAGCUGGGGAAUCGUGAUGACUGUGAUGUAAGCGACGGGGCCUCUUGGCGGGGCGUUUUGUAAGCUGGGGCCGACGAUUUGCCAGACAUGUCCAACUCUUUGAGCGCCUGUCAUUACAAUUAUCAUUACACGCUAAUUAUGUCAAAAGCAGCCUCUAAUUAGACCAUUCAAUCACAUCGAUUGUGAUCGCAUCACAGUUCCGCCAGCUCGCCGCUGCGGCUGCUCUUCAUGUGGGCGUUUCAUUCAUGGCUAGCAAAUGCCGAUUGAUUUCUGUGUGGGCUGCCAGCGGCGCCAAAUGAAUUUACCCAAAGCCUGGGCCUAUCAUUCACCUCAUGGACAGCCCAUUGACAGAACUUACUUAGUUGAGCUGUGAUGAGUGCGGUUUGGAAUGCUGUGAGCUGUCGGCUUAAAAAGCAUAUAAAACCAUUUUGGUGUUAACUUUAAACUGGUAUUAAUUGAGAAAAUCAGUUUAACAUAUAUUGAACAAAUCUUAAGCGAUUUAAAUGUGUAGGAGAAUACACAUAUUUAAAGCCAAAUAAGUGGGAACAGUUUCUGACGGGUUUCGAUGGCAAUUAGAGCUCGGAAUUGAGAAUCUUUACGUGUAACAUUAACUGGCUUAAGUUGGAAAAUGUCUGGAGUUUUAUAUAAGCUAACAUAUGAGUAAAUGUCAAAAUUCAAAAAUAGUAGAAACAGUAAAAUUUUUUGAAUGCAGAAAUCCAAAGGAAAAAUAAGUGGGAAUAUAUGAGAUUUCUGGUUUGCAGAACUCUGAAUAGAAAGUUUUUCUUGUAUUGAAACUGAUCUGCUAAAAUUAAACUACUGGCUCGAGCAGCAGCAGCAGCAGCAGCAGCUGAUGUGGAACAUGGCGCACCAAUUGGCUGGCCAAUAAAUUAACAUAGAGGAGCUGAACAAGGCAAACCGAAAGUGUCACGACGACGGCAACAAGUAGAACCCGAUAAACGUGCCGCGCCACAAAUCGACAGCGAGACAAUCGAAACAGAAUAUAAAUUGCAAGUGAAAUUUGAAAAUAAAAGUAAAAACACACACACGCACACAGAGAGAAGAUAACCGGAAAUCAGUUAAGAGCAGCAACAACAGGAGCAACAACUAUGUAUCGGCCAAAUUUCUACGAGUCGACCUGCCUGCGCUGCAGCGAGACCGUCUAUCAGGUGGAUCGCGUGGGGCCGCUCAAGGAUUUCACAUUCUUUCAUUCCGGUUGCUUCAAGUGCGUCCAUUGCGGCACCAAGCUGACGCUCAAGACAUAUUUCAACAAUCAACACAAGCAGGACGACAAAGAGGUCUAUUGCAGUUCACAUGUACCAAAGAGCGGACCCGGCCAUCUGGACCAGACAGCGGUGGGCAUUCGGCAGGCCUUGAAUGCGCCGCGCACCAACAAAUUCGUGAACGAGCAAAUACGCGGCACACGCACCGAAAUCGAUGGUGUUGGCGGCGGCGGCGGCGGCCUCGGUUCGCGCCAAUCAACGCCCAACGGCUACGGCGGGCGGGAGGUGAGCUCCCCAUCCCAAAACGAUUCCGAUUACAAAUAUGGACGCUUCGAUGCGAGCGCUUUGCAUAUUGCGCAUGCGCUCAAACAAACCGAAAUACAAAAGGCCUACAAUAAGGCGCGCGAGAAGCCAAUUGAUUUCUACCUGGCUCGCGAGGAGCAGGCGCGCCUGGAGAUGAAGCAUCGCAAGGAGGAGGACGAUUUGUAUCGAAAGUUUGCGCGCAAGCGCGAGGAGGAGGAUCGCAAGAUCCAAAACGAAUUCCAGGACGAAUGGGAACGCGAACUGCAGCGGCUGACGCACAAGUUCGAGAAGGAGCUGGCCACGUCGCGUCGCAAUCGGGAUGAGGCCAACAUCCUGACGCUGCGGCACGAACAGCAAAAGGAGGACCUCGAGAAGAACAUGACGCUGCGGCGCAGCAAGAAGAAGGAGAGCAUCACACGCAAAAUGCUCGAGCACGAGCGCUACGAGACGGCCGCCCUGGUCGAUCGCCAGUCCAGUGAAAUGCUGGAGCUGAUCAGCGCCCGGCGCUCCGAGUACAUGCAGAGCGAGAGCAUCUUCCUCGACGACGAGUUCAGCGAGGGCGCCAUACCCAUUGAGUAUCCGUUGAAUGCGCCGGUGCCGGCGCCGCCGGCAGUUAGCAAAUUUCAGAUAUACACGGAUCCCAUUGAGUUCGAGGAUGUGGAUCGCAUUGCCAUUUCGGUGGCGCAGGAGGAUCAGAAGACCUUUACGGAUCUGGUGCGCCAGCUAGUGGGCCGCUGCACCACGGACAUCGAAAAGGCGCGCACCAUCUUCCGCUGGAUCACGGUCAAGAAUCUGAAUGCCAUGCACUUUGACGACGAUCUGCGCGGCGACACGCCCAUGGGACUGUUGCGCGGCAUCAAAUACGGCACAGAGAGCUACCAUGUGCUGUUCAAGCGCCUCUGCAGCUAUGCGGGCCUCCACUGUGUGGUCAUCAAGGGCUAUUCAAAGAGCGCCGGCUAUCAGCCGGGUGUCAAGUUUCAGGAUUCACGUUUUCGCAACUCAUGGAAUGCGGUCUAUGUGGCCGGCGCCUGGCGUUUCGUUCAGUGCAACUGGGGCGCUCGCCAUCUGGUCAAUGCCAAGGAGGCGCCCAAACAGGGACGCGGCAAGAACGACAGCCUGCGCUAUGAGUAUGAUGACCAUUACUUUCUUACCGAUCCGCGCGAGUUCAUCUAUGAGUUCUAUCCGCUGCAGGAGGAGUGGCAGCUGCUGAAGCGACCCAUUACACUGCGCGAAUUCGAGAAUCUGCCCUUUGUGCGCUCGCUCUUCUUCCGCUAUGGCCUGCACUUUGCGGACGAGGGCUACGGCGCCGUUGUCUUCACGGAUGACACGGGCGCUGCCACCGUGCGCAUAGCCAUGCCCACGGACAUGCAGAGCUGCCUGAUAUUCCACUAUAACCUCAAGUUCUAUGACAGCGACGAGGAGCUCUCGUACGAUGGCGUCUCGCUGAAGCGUUUCGUGAUGCAGUCCGUCAUUGGCAACAUUGUUGCGUUCCGCGUCCAUGCGCCCUGCUCGGGCGCCUUUCUGCUCGACAUAUUCGCGAAUGCGGUGACGCCGCAGGAAUACCUGACCGGCGAGCCCAUGAAGUUCAAGUCUGUGUGCAAGUUUAAGAUAUGCUGCGAGGAGCUGCAAACGGUAAUGGUGCCGCUGCCGGACUGCGCCAGCGGCGAGUGGGGUCCCACCAAGGCGACGCGACUCUUCGGACUCAUACCCAUUACACAUCAGGAUCCGCUCAUCUUCGCCGGGCGCAGCUUGGAUCUGCAGUUCCGCAUGUCGCGCCCGCUGACCGACUUCAUGGCCACGCUGCACAAGAACGGCAUCGAGGAGAAGAAACUGGCCAAAUAUGUCACGCACAGCACACUGGAUGACAUUGUCACGUUCAUCAUUAACUUCCCGGAGGAGGGUCAAUAUGGUCUGGAUAUAUAUACGCGUGAGCUGGGCGCGCCGCAGCAUCAUCAUCAUCAUCACAAUAAUAAUAACAAUAACAACAAUAAUAAUUCCUCAUCCGGCGAGAAACAUCUGCUGACGCACUGCUGUAAAUAUUUAAUCAACUCCUCCAAGCGGAAUUAAGUUUGUUAUAUGAAUUUGUUGAAAACGCAAACAGAAUGCAAUAUUAAUUAAUAGUCUAGCUAAUAAGCAGCUACUAAAAGUCUAUAUAUGUGUAUACAAAUAUGUAUAUCAUGCACCACUGUGCAGGUGCUAAAGAUAAUCCAUGCCUGAGUGCAUCCACUUAAAUAUCUGCCCAUCUAUUUACUAUAUAUAUCCAGCUCGAACACAUUUGUUAAUCCACACACAGGCUACAUUAUAUUAUAUAUCUUAACGAAUUGGCAGCUAUAUAUAUAUAUAUAUAUAUAUAUAUACAUAUUAAUCGCAUCGAAUUGAAUUAUGUAAAUACUCUAGACUCUAAUCAUUAGACCUUAAAUGACCUAGUAAUAUGCCUGGAGUAAUCCAAUCUUUGAAUACGUGUUGUACUUAAUGAUUAAUGCCUAAUAAUUUAUUAUUGAAUUAAAAACGUUGCGAUGUUUUGUCUUUAAUACAAAAGCUUAUAUUAUGUUGAUCUAGGUGUCGUUUAAGCAUUCCGAUUUUUUUUUGUAUGACAAUCACCUGUAAUUAAACACUCUGAUAAUGUGAACCAAUAUAUUAACUUAUGUAUUUUUGGCAUACUAAAAACACCCUCCAUAUUUUGGCUUUGUCUAGUGCGGUUUCAGUUCCAAAAUUUCCAUACAUGUUUUUUGAAAUCACUACAACUCGGGUAUUCGAAGUCCCCUUCCAUAGUCGGCAACCGUACGA
Messenger RNA from Drosophila novamexicana, 4575 nucleotides. RefSeq names its product hillarin (gene Hil). The transcript is spliced from 9 exons. NCBI's taxonomy places the organism in Eukaryota, Metazoa, Arthropoda, Insecta, Diptera, Drosophilidae. The record is from RefSeq and is a predicted model, not a curated record. The coding region runs from base 1372 to 3855 and encodes 827 amino acids.